Ostrea edulis (European flat oyster) is the source of this 3903-nucleotide messenger RNA. RefSeq names its product thyrotropin receptor-like. Gene Ontology annotation, molecular function: G protein-coupled receptor activity; protein-hormone receptor activity. The coding region runs from base 487 to 3453 and encodes 988 amino acids. The transcript has 9 exons. The record is from RefSeq and is a predicted model, not a curated record. Gene Ontology annotation, biological process: G protein-coupled receptor signaling pathway. Gene Ontology annotation, cellular component: membrane. NCBI's taxonomy places the organism in Eukaryota, Metazoa, Mollusca, Bivalvia, Ostreida, Ostreidae.
GGCUCGGAAGUCAGAUGUGCUCCGGACGGUCAGUCCAUUUCUAUGUGUGAACUCCUCCCAAGAUAUCCAAAUUUAGAAUGAAUUCGAAGUUCCUUUGGACUAUUACAUUUGGUCACCAUCCAGCAAACCCAGAAUUGUUCCGCCUGCCUUAUCUGUGACGUUUUGGAGUAUCUCGCAAUGAUAUCGGACAAUUAAAGCAUUCUUCAAUCAUCUGCCCUCUAACGCUCUGCGGCACUUCAUAUAGUGACGGAGCACUGGCGACUAUCAUUUGCAAUUAAGAUAUGCAAAGGGAAAGGAUAUUGUCAACUGUUUCAUUGAAAUUUGCAUACAUACAAUCUGGAAAGGGUGAAUCUAAAGGUCUCUUCCAACAGAUGUAAUUACGAGGAGUGAUUAAUCUUUGUGAGGAGAUUCUAACUCUGUUUUCAUCGUAGUGCCAAAACUUUGAAAUUCUUUAGUAUUUGAUAAAAGGCCUUUAAUACAAAUAGCAUGGCGAUGUUGAGAGUUUUUCUUCACAGCUUCCUUUCGUUGUUUGCUGUUGUGGUUUGGUCGAGUGCAGGAGUUCCUAGUGAACUCUCCGACUGCAGGAAGUCGUGUUUGUGUGAAGGAACGAAAGUCAUCUGUGAGAGCGCCGCCCUGCAGAAGGUGCCGGAAUUCCUUCCUCGAAAUUUAACUUCACUAUCGUUCAUUGGUACAGGGAUCACCAUACUAAACAAGAAUGCCUUUAGGAGCUAUCCAGAUGUUCGCUUUCUAAGUUUUACAGACCGUGACAUUCCUUGUCGGUUACAAAAUAUCGAACCAGGGGCGUUUUCUGGAAUGGAUCAUCUGAAAGGGAUAACAAUCGGUGGAUGUGAAAAACUGCGGAAGAUUGGUCGAGGUGUUUUUACCCAAUUUCAAUCUUUGAAAACAAUAGACAUGUUCAGGAACGGUAUCGCCUCGAUUCCCGAUUUCAGCGCAUUCUCAACACGUCAUGGUUCAGGGUGGAUGGACCGCAUAGUGAUAAGGGAAAACAACCACAUCACAGAAAUUCGCCAGAACAGUUUUUCCGGAGUGAAGACGCUGGAACUGAGAAUUAAAGGAAGCAAGCUCGGAAGUAUUCGUAAUGGCGCUUUCCAACAUGCUAACAUUUAUAAAUUAGAUCUUCUAGACAACAUACAACUCUCAAAUCUGGAAAAUAAUGCUUUUACUGGUAUCAGGGGACUAAAACAUUUGGAUUUAUCUAACACUGCAAUCACGAGACUACCAACCAGUGGUCUGACAAAUAUCGAAACACUGGUCAUUCGAGAAACAAAAACCCUUCGAACAUUCCCAGCAGUUGUACGAUUUAAUAAUCUGACACGAGCAGUGUUAACGUAUCCACAUCACUGUUGUGCAUUCAAAAAUCCCGAGAAACAAUACCCAACGGAAUGGGAGGACUUCCGAAGGCGUGUGGAGAAAGAGUGUGCCAGAACGACCACCAGUACCGUCCACACAGACACUUCAACAACUCCUAAUCCCUUUGGAACGUUCAACAGACAAAGGAAGACGGAUAAAAGAUCAAAACGAGGCUUUCUCCUUGAUGAUUUGACCAAUCAAAACAUUCCGUACGUCUUGCAAAAUGUGUCUGUUCACAAAUGGGCACCAGGUUUCGGGGAUGGCAGCAUGGGUAACGGAUUUGGAAAUAUUGUGAACACGUCAAAUAUCGACGAAAACACAAUAGACAGACCAACACAGGGAGGGAGCUUUGUAACGUUCACAAUUCCUACUAAUUCUACGGGGUAUCAGUCACAGGUAUUAUGUGGAGAAGUUGUCUUCAGGCACCGAAAAGUAGAAUGCACCCCGGUGCCGGAUGCUUUCAAUCCUUGCGAGGACGUCAUGGGUUCCGAAUGGCUCAGAAUAUUCGUCUGGUUAGUGGUUUGGGCAACACUCAUUGGCAACAUUAUUGUGCUUGUUGUGUUACUAUCCAAUCAUAAGAAAAUGACUGUCACGAAAUUCCUAAUGUGCAAUUUAGCAUUUGCAGACUUCUUAAUGGGCGUGUAUUUAUUGCUUUUGGCGGCCAUUGAUAUCCAUACCUUGGGCGAAUACUUCAAUUUUGCAAUAGCGUGGCAAAACGAAGGUGGAUGUCAAGCAGCAGGAUUCUUAACUGUAUUUUCAUCCGAGCUGUCCAUCUUCACGCUUACAGUGAUAACACUAGAGCGUUGGUACGCUAUCAGUCAUGCUAUACACCUAACAAAACGGUUAAAGCUUAGACAGUCGUGUAUCGUAAUGGCUGCUGGAUGGCUGUAUGCAGUUCUUAUGGCUGUCUUACCAUUGGUUGGCAUCAAUGGUUAUGGUAACGUCAGCGUCUGUUUACCCAUGGACAUCACCAAAACGGGUGACGUUGUGUACGUUAUAGCUUUACUGGUAUUGAAUGGUUUGGCUUUCGUCGUUAUUUGCAUGUGCUACACCAAUAUGUAUUGUCGAGUGCGUGGUAACAACUCUACUAUGCAGAGUUCUGAUACAAGAAUUGCGAAGAGGAUGGCAACACUUAUUUUUACGAAUUUCAUUUGUUGGGCACCUAUCGCCUUUUUCGGAAUAACAGCAGCGGCAGGUUGGCCACUUAUAGAUGUGUCAAAUUCAAAAAUUCUUCUCGUUUUCUUCUAUCCUUUAAAUUCGUGUGCAAAUCCAUACUUGUAUGUCAUUAUCACCAAGCAAUUCCGAAAAGAUACCAUUUUGUUACUUGGGAAGUACGGGAUCUGUACAGAAAGAGCUAAUAAAUGUAAAGGAACAGUGACCAAUUCUAGAACACUAACGCACUCUAGAAAGAACAGCCUAGCUGUUCAUUCCGUGAUUCACCCAACUAAUAACACUGUGGCACAUACUAAUGACGAUAACCUAAAGGAAAAUGGUGUCACUCCGGAGCAAGACAAUCACGAAUUGAGCGUCAUUCAACACAAUUCACCGCUCAAGGAUAGAAAUGUGAGAAUGCUUUGGAAAAUACAACGUUCUUUCUCUAAUUCUAUUUCCAGUGAAAAUCAAACUGAGCGAAAAUUAGACUCUACACAGUUUUACGAUUUGUACAAUAACGCUUCACUUUUACCAGAGGAAAAUGAUUCUCUUGCGAGUGCAGCGAUAGGAUUUCAGAAUAACUCGUGUUCACAAGAAUCUGAUUCUGACUUUCUCCGCGAAAGUGACCACCAGAAUAAUCCGGAAACAAGCACAUGUAGUAACUCUAAUUUACAUUCCCAAGAAUUCUUGAAUGAUUCAUGUGGUCCAGAACGUGUGUCAUCCAUCUGCGAUUUCCAGGAUGGGCGCUCUAGCGAUGAUGUAUCCAUAGAAACGUCGAAGUAUUUAGACUGCUAUAAAACUCUUGUAGCUGGAAAUUCUUCCAAUGCUUUGAAACUGGAGGAACACUUUCCUCGUAAAUCCUCGAUUGCUAGUACAGCUAGUCAGUACGAAGAAAGCAGUAUACUGUGCAAUGGAAUGGAAAAUAGGUAGUUAGCACAGAAAACUUGAACACACACCCCGAACAAAUUACUUUUUGACCUAAAGAUAUUUCGCAGUUUCAGCAUCUCGUGUAUAUUCUGUGGAAAUGAUAAUUCAGAGGAUACUGUAUACAAAUGGGAAUGUUUGUGCCGUGUUGUUUUUGCUCAGGUGUAAACAUAUUUUUCCCGUUUCAAGUUAACCCAAAUCUGUUUUUUGCUACUUCGGAACAAUGAAAGCAUUUAGCGUCAUCCAUAACUGUAUUCUCCCAAAUAGGAUGAUGACAAAAAUAAACCGUGGCUAAUUUCAUAUACUAGUAUAUGCACAUAGGUAUCUUCACAAGAUCCAAUCACUACGUUGCUAAUGACUGAAUGAUUACUAUAUUUUCAUUAUAUGUAUAUAGAUAUUGCGUUUCUUUUAACAUAAUUUAUGUACUGAAUAUUUUGAAUAAAUUCAAUACUGAUG